This is a messenger RNA of Vitis riparia (riverbank grape), 1748 nucleotides long. Its product is annotated as geraniol 8-hydroxylase-like. NCBI's taxonomy places the organism in Eukaryota, Viridiplantae, Streptophyta, Magnoliopsida, Vitales, Vitaceae. The record is from RefSeq and is a predicted model, not a curated record. Gene Ontology annotation, molecular function: iron ion binding; heme binding; oxidoreductase activity, acting on paired donors, with incorporation or reduction of molecular oxygen. The transcript has 2 exons. Bases 12 to 1502 code for a protein of 496 amino acids.
GGCCAUAGAAGAUGGAACUUAACACCUUCCUCUCGCUUUGCAUGCCACUCAUCCUGUGCUUUUUCCUCCUCCAAUUUCUGCGCCCAUCAUCCCACGCUACCAAGCUACCGCCUGGCCCAACUGGCCUCCCUAUUUUGGGCUCCCUACUGGAAAUUGGCAAACUUCCUCAUCGCUCACUUGCAAGAUUGGCCAAAAUCCACGGCCCUCUCAUCACUCUCCGCCUUGGCUCCAUCACCACCGUCGUCGCCUCCUCUCCCCAGACAGCCAAACUAAUUCUCCAAACACAUGGCCAGAACUUCCUGGACCGUCCUGCUCCCGAGGCCCUCGACAGUCCUCAAGGCACAAUCGGAUGGAUUCCUGCGGACCAUGUAUGGCGCAGCCGCCGCCGUGUUUGCAUCAACCACUUGUUCACAUCCCAGAGCCUGGACUCACUCCAACACCUUCGAUACAAAAAGGUGGAACAACUUCUCCAACAUAUCCGUAAGCACUGUGUUUCCGGUACACCGGUGGAUAUCGGCCUACUCACCUCUGCCAUCAACUUGAACGUGCUUUCAAACGCCAUUUUCUCUGUUGACCUUGUUGAUCCAGGAUUUGAGUCGGCUCAGGAUUUCAGGGAUCAGGUGUGGGGAAUCAUGGAGGGUGCUGGCAAGUUUAAUAUUUCAGAUUAUUUUCCCAUGUUUCGAAGGUUCGAUUUGCUAGGUGUGAAGCGCGACACUUUCUCAUCUUAUAAACGGCUUUAUGAAAUAGUUGGUGGUAUAAUCAAAAGCCGUAUCAAGUGUAGAGCCUCCAAUCCGAUGAGCAGGAAUGACGACUUCUUGGAUGUGAUUCUUGAUCAGUGCCAAGAAGAUGGCUCUGUUUUCAAUUCUGAUAAUAUCCAGGUUUUGAUUGUGGAACUAUUUUAUGCUGGAAGUGAUACAUCUACCAUAACAACUGAAUGGGCAAUGACUGAACUUCUUCGAAAUCCUCGGCUGAUGCACAAGGUUCGGCAAGAACUUAGCGAAGUAAUUGGGGCAGGUCAAAUGGUUAGAGAAUCAGAUAUGGAUCGACUUCCAUAUUUUCAAGCUGUUGUGAAAGAGACGCUUAGACUCCAUCCGGCUGGGCCUCUUCUGUUACCUUUUAAAGCAAAGAAUGAUGUGGAAUUAUGCGGUUUCACCAUACCCAGUAACAGUCAUGUCAUCGUCAAUAUGUGGGCUAUUGCAAGAGAUCCAAGUUAUUGGGAGGAUCCUUCAUCCUUCCUUCCCGAAAGAUUCUUGGGCUCUAAGAUAGAUUAUAGAGGCCAAGAUUAUGAGUAUAUACCAUUUGGAGCAGGUAGGCGAAUCUGCCCAGGCAUACCUCUUGCCAUCAGAAUGGUUCAACUAGUGUUAGCUUCCAUUAUCCACUCCUUCAACUGGAAGCUUCCUGAAGGAACCACUCCACUGACCAUUGACAUGCAAGAAAAAUGCGGAGCUACCUUGAAGAAGGCCAUUCCUCUUUCUGCCAUUCCAUUUAUCGAAGAAAAUUAAGAUCGACUCUUCAUGAGUCCAUCUUUUCUUCCUUCAAUUUGGGACUGUUGUGGCUACCUAUCUUUUCUAUCUAUAUAUGUACAUAACUAGAAUGCCUUGUGCAUUGAAGUCGCCAUGAUAUUAUAGCUAGCUCACUGUACUUGAUAUAUCAUCCUUGUGGCCAGCAAGUGUGCUAGCUCUUGCAUGUAGGUCAUCUUGAAUGCUUAUGUUUUUAUUCUGGAGCUCUUAAUUCUUCCUCCUCUCACC